AUGAUACCCUUUCCUCCACCGUCCUCUCCUCCAACGUCCACUCUACCACGAGUCUCCUCCACCGUCCUCUCCUCCACCGUCCUCUCUACCACCAGUCUCCUCCACCGUCCUCUCUACCACGAGUUUCCUCCACCGUCCUCUCUACCACCAUUUUCCUCCAACGUCCACUCUACCACCAGUCUCCUCCACCGUCCUCUCUUUCACCGUCCUCUCCACCACCGACCUCUCCUCCUUCGUCCUCUCAACCACCAGUUUCCUCCAACGCCCUCUCUACCACCAGUCUCCUCCACCGUCCUCUCUUCCACCGUCCUCUCCUCCACCGACCUCUCCUCCACCGUCCUCCCUACUACCAGUUUCCUCAAACGUCCACUCUACCACCACUCUCCUCCUUCGUCCUCUCAACCACCAGUCUCCUUCACCGUCCUCCCUACCACCAGUUUCCUCCAACGUCCACUCUACCACCAGUCUCCUCCACCGUCCUCUCUCCACCGUCCUCCGUCCUCUCUACCACCACUCUCCUCCACUCGUCCACUCAACCACCAGUCUCCUUCUCCGUCCGUCCCCUACCACCAGUCUCCUCCACCGACCUCUCUUCCACCGUCCUCUCUACCACCAUCCCUCUCCUCCACCGUCCUCUCUACCGUCCCAGUCUCCUUCUCCCGUCUCCGUCCCCUACCACCAGUUUCCUCCAACGUCCUCACCUACCACCAGUCUCCUCCACCGUCCUCUCUACCACCAGUCUCCUCCACCGUCCACCUCCUCCCCUACCACCAGUCUCCUCCACCGUCCUCUCUACCACCGUCCUCCACCGUCCACCACCACCUCUCCUCCAACGUCCCUCUACCACCAGUUUCCUCCACCGUCCUCUCAACCACCAGUCUCCUUCACCGUCCUCCCUACCACCAGUUUCCUCCAACGUCCACUCUACCACCAGUCUCCUCCACCGUCCUCUCUUCCUCCGUCCUCUCUACCACCACUCUCCUCCUUCGUCCUCUCAACCACCAGUCUCCUUCACCGUCCUCCCUACCACCAGUUUCCUCCAACGUCCUCUCAACCACCAGUCUCCUUCACCGUCCUCCCUACCACCAGUUUCCUCAAACGUCCACUCUACCACCAGUCUCCUCCACCGUCCUCUCUUCCUCCGUCCUCUCUACCACCACUCUCCUCCUUCGUCCUCUCAACCACCAGUCUCCUUCAUCGUCCUCUCAACCACCAGUCUCCUCCUUCGUCCUCUCAACCACCAGUCUCCUCCUUCGUCCUCCCUACCACCAGUCUCCUCCAUCGACCUCUCUAUCACCAUUUUCCUCCACCGUCCUCUCUACCACCAGUUUCCUUCUUCGUCCUCUCUACCAUAAUUACUGGAAUUCUCCUCCAUCGACCUCUCAACAACCAGUUUCCUUCCUCGUCCUCUCAACCAUCAGUUUUCUUCCUCGUCCUCUCAACCAGCAGUCUCCUGCACCGUCCUCUCUAUCACCAGUUUCCUCCAUCGACCUCUCAACCACCACUUUCCUUCUUCGUUCUCUCUACCACCAGUCUCCUCUACAGUCCUCACUAUUACCAGUUUCCUCUACCGUCCUCUCUACCACCAGUCUCCUUCACCGUCCUCUCUACCACCAGUCUCCUUCACCGUCCUCUCUACCACCAGUCUCCUUCACCGUCCUCUCUACCACGAGUCUCCUUCACCGUCCUCUCUACCACCAGUCUCCUUCACCGUCCUCUCUACCACCAGUCUCCUUCACCGUCCUCUCUACCACCAGUCUCCUUCACCGUCCUCUCUACCACCAGUCUCCUCCAUCGUCCUCUCUACCACCAGUCUCCUCCACCGUCCUCUCUACCACCAGUCUCCUCCACCGUCCACUCUACCACCAGUUUCCUACAUCGACCUCUCUACCACCAGUCUCCUCCACCGUCCUCACUACCACCAGUCUCCUUCAUCGUCCUCUCUACCACCAGUUUCCCCCAUCAUCCACUCUACCACCAGUCUCAUUCCUCGUCCUCUCUACCACCAGUCUCCUCCAUCGUCCUCUCUACCACCAGUCUCCCCCAUCGUCUACUCUAUUACAUGACUUCCCCACUGUCAACUCUACUAUCAGUCUCAUUCCUCGUCCUCUCUACCACCAGUCUCCUCCAUCGUCCUCUCUACCACCAGUCUCCUCCACCGUCCACUCUACCACCAGUUUCCUACAUCGACCUCUCUACCACCAGUCUCCUCCACCGUCCUCACUACCACCAGUCUCCUUCAUCGUCCUCUCUACCACCAGUUUCCCCCAUCAUCCACUCUACCACCAGUCUCAUUCCUCGUCCUCUCUACCACCAGUCUCCUCCAUCGUCCUCUCUACCACCAGUCUCCCCCAUCAUCUACUCUAUUACAUGACUUCCCCACUGUCAACUCUACCAUCAGUCUCAUCCCUCGUCCUCUCUACCACCAGUCUCCUCCAUCGUCCUCUCUACCACCAGUUUCCUCCACCGUCCACUCUACCACCAGUCUCCUUCACCGUCCUGUCUACCACCAGUCUCCUCCAUCGUCCACUCUACCACCAAUCUCCUCCACCGUCCACUCUACCACCAGUCUCCUUCACCGUCCUGUCUACCACCAAACUCCUCCAUCGUCCUCUCUACCACCAGUUUCCUCCAUCGUCCACUCUACCACCAGACUUCCCCACCGACAACUCUACCACAAGUCUCCUCCACCGUCCUCUCAACCACCAGUUUCCUCCAUCGUCCUCUCUAUCACCAGUCCCCUCCAUCGUCCACUCUACCACCAGUGUUUCUCCAUCGUCCACUCUAUCACCAGUCCCCUCCAUCGUCCACUCUACCUCCAGUCUCCUCCAUCGACCUCUCCUCCACCGUCCUCCUUACCACCAGUUUCCUCUAUCGUCCACUCUACCACCAGUCUCCUCGACCGUCCUUUCAACCACUAGUCUCCUUCACCGUCCUAUCUACCACUUGUGCUUCUUUUCAAUUGAAAUGGGAUUAUUUGUUUCAAUGAACUUCAUAUGUUUUCCACGUGACUAG
This is a messenger RNA of Haliotis rubra (blacklip abalone), 3015 nucleotides long. RefSeq lists its product as uncharacterized. NCBI's taxonomy places the organism in Eukaryota, Metazoa, Mollusca, Gastropoda, Lepetellida, Haliotidae. The coding region runs from base 1 to 3015 and encodes 1004 amino acids. The record is from RefSeq and is a predicted model, not a curated record. The transcript is spliced from 2 exons.